AUGGCGUUUAUCUUACAGUCGUCGUCGACUUCGAGCUCCUCUUCUUCGUCUUCAGGCAAACUCUGGGCAACCGAUCCGUCUUCGUCUUCGUCGUCCACAUCAGUCGUCUCGCAAUUAGCGCUGUUGUGGUGGUUGUUGUGGUUGUUGUCGGCGAUGUCAUCGAUGUGUUUGUGUGCCAUGUCUUGGCGUGAAUCGCUGACAAACUUUAUCGGUUCCCUUAUUGUGACCUCAUUUGAUGGCGAGAUAUCGCUCACAUUUUUGGAUUUGACGGUUACCUUCGCACCGGACGGUAGCGUUGGGCUCCUGUUCCUUAUCGGCAGUCCUGAGUAUUUUAAGCCAAUCUCCCGACUCCUCUUUGAGGCGAACCGUAACCGUCGAGUCGUUGUUCGCAUUUUGUCGGCCGUUUGCGAUCGACUACCGGCGCCCACUAUCUCAGCCCUGAACGGACCGAAAGUUGUGUUUUUGUCCAAAACAUCCGAUGUCAACGGCGUUAAUGUCAGCACAUCUUCGGGUAAAUGUAAGAGCUCUGCCGUUUCGGACAUACAUUCAGAGGGAGAGCCUGUUUGGAGAUAA
Messenger RNA from Oppiella nova, 573 nucleotides. The record is from the annotation of a GenBank genome assembly. NCBI's taxonomy places the organism in Eukaryota, Metazoa, Arthropoda, Arachnida, Sarcoptiformes, Oppiidae.